CAUAUUAGGGUAACAUACUCCACUUUCCCCUUUUCUUUCUCUCUUCCUCUCUUCUCUCUCCCCCCAUUUCUUCUUCUUUUCUCUCUCUCUCCCUCCGCGUAUCUCUCUCUCUCUUCCUCUGCGUGUGUCUCUCUUCCGAUCAGUCAAAAAGAGCCUGGUUGAAAAGCAGAGAAAACUUGAUGAUGUGAUUGCGUUAGACGAUCGCUUGUCACUUUCACUUCAAUUAGGCCAAACAAAGGAUUCAACAUGCUAGAGUUCAACAUGGGGUAUAACACGAUAGAGUACAACAAGAGGAUAGGAUUCCUGAAAUGUUCAAUGAUGCUUUUGGUAUUGGGGAUGGAAUUGGACCCCAACAGAAUUUAGAGAAGAUCCCAAUGAAGAAGCAAGAGAUUUCUAUCAACAAUUAGAAGAGGCUAGUCACCCACUAUGUGAAGGGAGAUGUUGUCUGGUUGGAUGACUGCUGGAAAGUUAUCUUGCUCAUAUUGCAUGGAAAAUAGCAAAGUAUUCACUUUAAAGUAUGGCCGAAAAAAUUCUUGAUUUGAUUGUCAUCACCAGUUCUUACCAAUAGACCACGAGUUUAGAAGGAUGAAAAAUGCGUUCAGAAAUAAUAAGAUUGAGAAUGAACCGCCACCUCCAUUAUUGUCAGGACAUCAGAUUUGGGAGAGAGUUUUAAUUUGCCUAAAGUUACAGAUGGUCCACCUUCUAGACUUCUUGGAUACGGUGUUGAACAUAAUUGGACCAAACAAAGCAUAUUUUGGGAGUUACCCUAUUGGGGGGGACAAUAAACUAAGACAUAAUCUUGAUCCAAUGCACAUUGAAAAAAAUUAUUUUGAUAAUUUAUUCAAUACAGCCAUGAAUGUUAAGGGCAAGAGAAAGGAUAAUUCAAGAGCUAGAAUGGAUAUAAAAGAGUAUUGCAAGAGAAGGGAAUUGUGGUUGAAGGAAAAAGAAAAUGGUAAAUUGUUUAAGCCCAAGGCCAGUUUUUCAUUUACAUUAGAUGAGAAACGGAAAAUAUGUGAGUGGGUUAAGAAUUUGAGGAUGCCCGAGGGCUAUGCUUCGAAUUUAGAAAAAUGAGCGGAUAUAGAAGAAGGGAAGCUGGUUGGUAUGAAAAGCCAUAAUUGUCAUGUUUUUAUGGAAACCUUGAUUCCUAUCGCAUUUAGUCACCUUCCUGAGAGGAUAUGGAAACCAAUCACAGAGAUAAGUUUGGUCUUCAAAGAUUUGUGUUUGGGAAAGUUGUUGGAGAGUAGCUUGGACAGAAUGGAGCAGAAUAUUCCUGCCAUCACUAUUAAGUUGGAGAAGAUCUUUCCAUGUGGAUUUUUUGAUGUGAUGGAGCAUCUUCCAAUUCACCUCGUAAAAGAGGCACGUCUUGGAGGCCCAGUUCAAACGAGGCGGAUGUAUCCGGGAGAGAGGUAUAUUUUUUUAAAUUAACGUCAUCAUUUUCUUAAAAGAAUUACUUUUAUCUACCUAAGAUAAAAUUAUGCAGGAAAAUUGGUGAGUGCAAACAAACUAUUAAGCAAAGGGGAAAGAUUGAAGGAUCGAUUUGUGAAGCUUAUCUUGCAAAAGAAACUGCUUAUUUUUGUUCUUACUACUUAAGAGAUGAAGUGCCAUGCAAGAGAAAUAGGUCCAAUCGUAAUGAUGAAGGUCAUGGUGAUCCUAUGUUUCCACCUAUAUUGAUUUUUAACAAUCCAGGUAGAGGAUUUAAAAGUUAUUGUACGCGAGCUCUCACUUGAAUGGAAAGAAAAUCUAUUGCGACACAUGUUUUGCUCAAUUGUCCAGAGAUUCAACCAUAUCUUGAGGACUGCUGUGCUUUGGAUGCAUCAAACGUGCUUGUCAGGCAAAAGAAAACUCCAGGGAGCAAGCAAUUAACGAUCUGCAGGUGGCAUCCCGCAUCAAAAGAAGUUAAUAAGACAGUAAGAGAGAGCGUUAGGAGGAUUUUUUCACAACUUUGGCACAGUUGGUCGGAGAUUCCAGAAGACCAUAGACAAGUCAUGUUUGAAGAGUUCAAGAGGAAUGCUGGUGCAAAGCUACGCAAUUGGCUUGAACGUGUUAGACGUACAGGCAAUGUUGCACAAUGGCUUCUCAAAAUCGUAUAUGAUGAUUUGUGUAUUUAUUGGGAAUCUCCUGAAUAUAAGGCAAUCUCUAAGCAAAAUAAGAAAGCUAGAGCCAGUUUAAAAGAUGGCUCAUUGCACAUCGGAGGUGCAAAAAGUGUCAGGGUCAUAGUUCGAGAAAUGGAGGACUUGGGUCGCGAACCGACUCGACUUGAGGUCUUCAAACGAACACAUCUGCUGAAAAAAAUGAAUGAGUCGAACCCGAAUGUGUGGGUUGAGCCCAGGGCUGAAAAUGUCAAUAAUGAAUUUAUACGCUACUUGUCUGAAUUUGGAUCAACCUAGCCUACACAAGAGGUGUCAGAUAAAAUUUGGACCGAAAAGGUGGCGGGAGAAAAAAAAGGGGGAAAACCUAUGGAUUUGGUUCUCGAAAUGAGUUACGACGUCUUCGUGCUGGAUGGGCUGGUAUUGGAUCCUCGCACUAGGCUGAGGCGAUUGACGGUGUUCAGCUUGCUGCUAUGUCGCAGCAAAUUACAAAUCUUUCACGUGCCUUCGCACAGUCUGUUGCUCAAAAUGAAGUCAUGAGCAAGACUGUCGAGGAAUUCAAGAAAAAAAUGGUUAGCAUGAAUCGCCGUCGUCACCGUUCUCCAUCUCCCGAUUCAAGUAGUAAAGAAGAAAUAGAAAGUGAUGAAUUUAUUGACACUACUCCUUAGUGUUAGUUGGAGUUGCUUCUAGACUUUUUUUAGACAUUAAUUUUUGAACUUAACUUUUAACUUUUGAAUUAAGAAGCUUAAAGACUUAAGUGUUUUGAAUGUUUUUUGAAUUACCUGUUAAGUGUUUUUGAAUAUUGGAUAGUGUUUUUGAAUAUUGGAUAAGUGUUUUAGA
Capsicum annuum is the source of this 2927-nucleotide messenger RNA. RefSeq lists its product as uncharacterized. The coding region runs from base 1728 to 2387 and encodes 219 amino acids. Lineage: Eukaryota; Viridiplantae; Streptophyta; Magnoliopsida; Solanales; Solanaceae. The transcript is spliced from 9 exons. The record is from RefSeq and is a predicted model, not a curated record.